UAUGAAGAGGAGUAUGAAAAGACAUAUACAAGUGGUACACUUUUAAGACAGCUGAAAUAACAAAACAAACAUUUCUGUGAUGUAUCCGUGAAAGAUGGAACAUGGGUGAAACGAUUCCAUAUGUGCAUAUUAGUGGAGAGUGGAUUCUUCGACACGUUAUUCCACACCAGCGAAUUCCUAGAACAACAACAGAAGUCGCUGAAAUUCGUAAAAGAAGAUCAAAGAUUGUUGAUGAGGCUAUUAUGUUUCUUUAUAAUGUAGAACCUGACUUGGAUGAAGGCAACAUUGAAUUUUUAGACAUUGCAGAGUUUCUCAUGAUACCACGUCUCAAAGCCUUCUGUGUGAAAUGGCUUGAGCAAACCAAAAAGUCGAAUGCACUGAUAGCAGUAUGUCUGCAUUUAUGCACUCUCUAUGGUGUAUACGUUCCUUCUGUCACUGAUUAUAUAAGGCAGAAUUUAUGCGAACUUUUGAAUGGAACUGAACUACUAAACGUUGAGGCAAUUUCAUUACAUAGUUUAUUGCCUGAUAAAUAUCUGUCGUAUGUUUCAAUGGAAACCAAAUUUAACCUUUUGAUAAAAUGGGUACAGGUCGUUUCUUAAAAUCGAUUCUAGUAUUUCUAGUCAUUGUGCACAAUGGUGGAUUUCUGGAAACUAAAUCAUGAAACAAUAACCUUGGCGAAACAAGAUCCGUUGAUUGGUUUGACAGAAAAAGUUUUGAAAUUUGAAUAUGAACAAAAACAUAGCGAACCAAUGAUUGUACAAUAUCAAAAUGGCACCAAUGACAGAGAAGAGAUGAUAAUACUUGAUGAAAGUAAGGAGGAUUGGUUUCGUG
Messenger RNA from Mya arenaria, 831 nucleotides. RefSeq lists its product as uncharacterized. The coding region runs from base 102 to 599 and encodes 165 amino acids. The transcript is spliced from 3 exons. NCBI's taxonomy places the organism in Eukaryota, Metazoa, Mollusca, Bivalvia, Myida, Myidae. The record is from RefSeq and is a predicted model, not a curated record.